Molecule: messenger RNA, 879 nt
Organism: Dermacentor silvarum
Lineage: Eukaryota; Metazoa; Arthropoda; Arachnida; Ixodida; Ixodidae
Exons: 5
Coding region: 1-879 (292 amino acids)
Source: RefSeq, a predicted model, not a curated record
AUGUCGCAUGACCAGCCGGCAACGCCCACCAGCUCGGUUCAAGUGCCAGCCACCCCCACGCCCAGCGCUUCCAACAACCGGUAUCGCAAUCCUGAAAUCUUCCCUGGCUUGCCUGGUGAGGACGUUCAAGACUGGCUCGACAGCUACGAUCGUGCUGGCCUGCAACUCAACGUCAAAAAGUGCCGCUUCGCCGUGCGGGCGCUGACCAUCUUAGUCCGCCUCCCACAGUACUGGGACCAGCAUCCUUCGGUGUGGUUUCUUCAGGCCGAAUCGCAACUUCAAGUCGCUGGUAUCCGCUCUCAAGCCUCAAAGUUUUAUUACGCUUUUGCAGCGCUCUCGCCCGCCGCCAUUGACGAAAAAGAAAAAUUGGUAAACGCCCCAUUGUCUACCGCCGCCUAUGACGAUCUCAAGGCAGCCCUGCUACAGCGCACAGUAGCUUCACAGCGUUCUCGCAUCCAGCAGCUUCUGUCCACUGAAGUACUUGGUGACCGACGCCCUAGUCAACUUCUUCGCCGAAUCAGGCAGCUGCUCGGAGACAACGCGGGUUCCAUCGACGACGCGCUGUGGCGCGAACUGUUUUUGCAACGACUCCCGGCUAACGUGCAGAUGGUCCUGGCGACAGCCUCUACCAUGGAUCUUAACGGACUUGCCGUUUUGGCUGACACAGUCAUGGAAGAAGCCACCUCAACCAUCGCAGCCACGACAUCGUCUCAGGGUGGCGUUACAACCGCCCUGCAAACUCUUCCCUGUUCUUCGGCAGCGCAAUCUCCUCUCGACUCUUUGUACGUCCGUCGUGCACUCACUGGAGCAGACUUCUUGCACAACUACGGACUCCUUGUCGACGUUCAACGACGCCGUCUCAUCGACUCCGUGACCUAG